AUGCUCGCCUCGCCCCCGGGCAGAACGCCGGCAACGAGGCCGCGGGCGGCGCUCUUCAGCUCCGCCACUGAGGGCGGCGCGGCUCCACUCGCCACGCCGCGCUCCGCCUCGGCCGCGGCUGACCGGCCACUCUUCGCGCUCUCGCUGCCCGACUUUGACGGAGGAGGCGGCGGCUUCGGCACGGCGCCGGGUGCGGUGCCGGACCGCUUCUCGCAGGCGGGUGCCGCCCUGGUCACGCGCGGCGCCGUCUCCGACCCCGUCGCCGCCGACGCUCCCGCCGACGUGGCGCUCUCGCAGCGGUUUGCGCUCGCGCUCGAGGAGUGGUGGGUGGCGCAGAGGGCGCCGCCGCCGGUGGCGGGGUACCUGCCGCUGCUCGAGGCGUACGAGGCGCUCGCCUCCGCCGCCCUCGACGACACCGAGCGCAAGCUUCGCGCCCCGGACGGAGGCGGCGGCUCACGGCCGGCGCUGGAGGCGGAGGCGGCGGCGCUGCGCGCAGAGAGGCAGAGCUGGCGGCUGCUCCUCCGUCUGUAUGCGGGCUUCGACGGGCGACAGGCGGCGCCGCCCCCCUUCCCGCCCCCGCCCGACGACUGGGGCGCCAUGCUCCGCGCACUCGGACCAGCCGCCGCCGGCGGCGGCGGCGGCGGCGGCGGCGGAGGCGGGGCAGAGGCGCUCGCGGCGACGGCGGCGGCGGCGGGGCUGCCGACGAAGAGCUUGCAUGACGAGGAGGUGCAGGAGGCGGCGCUGCGGCAGGCGGACCCCGUCGCCGACCUGGCGCUGCGGGCGGUGCGGUGGGCGGAGGACGGCGCGAGGGAGAAGCCGCGCCCGCUGCCGCUGCCGGUCACGCAUCGGUCGACCGCCUUCCGCCUCGCAGUGGGCGAGGCGGCGGCGCACGGCCUUCCCACGUCCCUCGACCCUGACGCGCCGGCGCGCGAGGGGAGGAGGCUCGACGCCGAGGACGAGGAGGAGGAGGCGGCGCUGCUGCGGACGGUGUGGCUGAUGGCCCAGCAGCUGUGCCGGCAGUGCGGCCAGCCGUGGCGCGCGGCGACGCUGGGGGGCGGCGAGCCGUGGCGGUACGACUCCGCAGCUGGCGGGUGGGUUGGCAACCCGGACCGGCCGCUAUGGCGCAGUGCGUGCGGCGCCAUAGCGCGGCGGGCGCUGCAGCGGCCCGAGGUGCCGGCGUCGGCGCACGAGGCGGCGGCUUACGCGUCGCUCGCGUCGGACGCGUCGCUGCUGCACGCAGUCCUGCCGGUCUGCGGCGGGUGGGAGGAUGAG
Emiliania huxleyi CCMP1516 is the source of this 1272-nucleotide messenger RNA. RefSeq lists its product as hypothetical. Gene Ontology annotation, biological process: protein import into nucleus; regulation of DNA-templated transcription; post-transcriptional tethering of RNA polymerase II gene DNA at nuclear periphery. The annotation marks the transcript as partial. Gene Ontology annotation, molecular function: structural constituent of nuclear pore. The transcript has 2 exons. Gene Ontology annotation, cellular component: nuclear pore outer ring; nuclear pore. NCBI's taxonomy places the organism in Eukaryota, Haptophyta, Isochrysidales, Noelaerhabdaceae. The record is from RefSeq and is a predicted model, not a curated record.